Molecule: messenger RNA, 678 nt
Organism: Oncorhynchus nerka (sockeye salmon)
Lineage: Eukaryota; Metazoa; Chordata; Actinopteri; Salmoniformes; Salmonidae
Gene: rbm41
Product: RNA binding motif protein 41
Biological process (GO): mRNA splicing, via spliceosome
Cellular component (GO): U12-type spliceosomal complex
Molecular function (GO): pre-mRNA intronic binding; U12 snRNA binding
Source: RefSeq, a predicted model, not a curated record
AUGGCUUUCAACCACACCCUCUGUUAUGACGUAGAAAGGAGACCGCUCCACAGUCUCGUCCUACAUCAGCUAGACACGGACUUCAACAUAGACAGAUGUGUUGCCAAGAGGAAGUGUUUUGCCCCUGUGGCGCUGUACAAGCUUGGGGAGCAGGAUGCCUGGGUGAGGAGUAUAUCCCAGUUCCAGGCUCACCAGAACGGGGGGAGGGAGCUGGCCAGUCUUAGGGAGUUGGGGCUCUCAGACCUGGAGAUGGAACUGUGGUUCCCCAGAGACCAGCCUUAAAACAAUGAGAUGGGUCAUGGGGUGGGUGUGUGUGCCCCCGGGGUGCGGCAGCAGCGUCUGCAGGUGAUCCAGGACAAGAUGGCGGCUCGGGCAGCUCCACAUUGCUUCUCAGCCAGCUGACCCCUGUCCCGCAGAGAGAUGGUCGAGUAGGCCCUGUUCCAUGGUAAUGACCACCCGGGCUUCCUCAGUGCACUCUAUCACCAAGAGGAAGAUACCCUGGCUGACCAGUAGGGGGCAUCCUCCUCAGACCUCCUGGACACGCUGUACAGAGAUGGCCCUAGUGAUGGGAGAAAACAGACUGUAUCAGAGAAUUCUGAACUGAAAACCACAGGAGACUCAUCUCUACCUCAGCCCAGACCUUAAACUGAGUUUGACCAAUCACAUACCUCACUGUAA